CAUCCCAGAAAGAUGACUCUCUCCAGCCUGUGCUAUCCAGAAUGCGGGGUGGCCCGACCAAGUCCAGUUACUGGCACCUGCAACGAGCCAUGCGUUAGGCAGUGCCCUGACUCUGAAGUGGUGAUCAGACCCUCACCGGUUGUUGUGACCCUCCCUGGACCAAUUCUCAGCACUUUCCCUCAGCACAGUGGAGUCGGAGCUGUUGGAGCACCUCUGGUCGGAGCUGGUUUGGGGGGCUCAUUCAUUAAUGGGGGAUUGUAUGGCAAUGGAGGCCUUUACGGAGGAUUGUACGGUUUAGGUGGAUAUGGUGGUUACGGAGGAUUGUACGGUUUAGGUGGAUAUGGUGGUUACGGCAGCCGUUCUGGUUAUGGGGGAUUAUGUGGCUAUGGGGGAUUAGGCGGUUACCUGGGUGGUUAUGGUUAUGGGGGAUUAUGGGGUUCCGGGGUAUCUUGCCAUAGGUACCUCCGUGGAAACUGUGGGCCAUGCUAA
Messenger RNA from Gopherus evgoodei (Goodes thornscrub tortoise), 489 nucleotides. RefSeq names its product claw keratin-like. Bases 13 to 489 code for a protein of 158 amino acids. NCBI's taxonomy places the organism in Eukaryota, Metazoa, Chordata, Testudines, Testudinidae. The record is from RefSeq and is a predicted model, not a curated record. Gene Ontology annotation, molecular function: structural constituent of cytoskeleton. The transcript has a single exon. Gene Ontology annotation, cellular component: intermediate filament.